Gossypium raimondii (Peruvian cotton) is the source of this 1684-nucleotide messenger RNA. RefSeq names its product WAT1-related protein At4g19185. Gene Ontology annotation, molecular function: transmembrane transporter activity. NCBI's taxonomy places the organism in Eukaryota, Viridiplantae, Streptophyta, Magnoliopsida, Malvales, Malvaceae. The coding region runs from base 237 to 1421 and encodes 394 amino acids. The record is from RefSeq and is a predicted model, not a curated record. The transcript has 8 exons. Gene Ontology annotation, cellular component: plasma membrane.
CUAAGUUUCCUCCUUUUUUUUUUCUUUUUUUUGAAUAAGCCGGAAAAUAAAAAUCCAAAAAUGCUAAAACGAAAAGGCACACAUCGACAUAAAUUAUAAACCCAGCCGCAGGCCAGCUUAGCUUUGUUUUCAGAGCACCUUGAUUUUGGAUUCAAACACGCCUUUUUCUUUUAUUACCUUAUUAUAUGAAUCAAAUCCACCAAUAUAUUGCUUGAGUGUGACAAGGAACAAGGAAGAUGGCGGCAGGAAUGAAUGCAGGAGCACCGGAGAGAGAGGCACGGAGAGCCCAUGCCUCCAUGGCGUUGGUUCAACUCAUCAAUGGAGGGUAUCAUGUAAUUACCAAAGUAGCCCUCAAUGUUGGUGUCAACCAGCUUGUCUUCUGCGUCUUCCGUGAUCUUCUUGCCCUCUCUCUUCUUGCCCCCCUCGGCUAUGUUCGUGAAAAAAGGAUUCGACCACCUAUGACUAAACGCCUCCUUCUCUCCUUCUUCUUUCUUGGGUUAACUGGGAUAUUUGGCAACCAACUUUUAUUUCUCAUUGGUCUGAGCUACACAAAUCCUACAUAUGCUGCUGCCAUACAACCUUCAAUUCCAGUCUUUACCUUUCUCUUGGCUGUAAUGAUGGGUACAGAAAGAGUGAAUUUGCUCAAAACUGAAGGUCAAGCAAAGGUUGGAGGUACCCUGAUAUGUGUUUCUGGUGCAAUAUUAAUGGUUCUGUUUCGUGGUCCAGCUUUGAUUGGACAGAAAGAUGCAGACUUUGCUCUAAAUGACAUAAGUGCCAGGGGUCAACCAGAACCUUCUGGAUGGCUCGUGUCUACUCUUCUGGGAUUUGGACUGGAACAUUGGCAUAUUGGAGUUCUAUGCUUGAUAGGGAACUGUAUGUGCAUGGCCACUUUCCUAGCUAUUCAGGCUCCAGUGUUAGCCAAGUAUCCUGCAAACAUUUCUGUCACAGCAUUUUCCUAUUUUUUUGGUGCCAUAUUGAUGGUAACAACAUCCUUUUUUAUGACCAAUGAGUCAACAGACUGGAGGUUGACGCGGUCUGAGCUUUUUGCUGUCUUAUAUGCUGGAAUUAUUGCAUCUGCUCUUAACUAUGGACUCCUGACAUGGUCGAAUAAGAUCUUGGGGCCUGCUUUAGUUGCUCUUUAUAAUCCUCUUCAACCUGCAGCAUCAGCAUUUCUAUCAAGAGUUUUCCUUGGAAGUCCAAUUUAUUUGGGAAGUGUGCUUGGGGGAUUUCUAAUAAUUGCUGGUCUAUAUAUGGUCACUUGGGCAUCCUACAGAGAAAGGCAUACAGCUAUGGGGAUGCUGCCUCAUGUCAGUCGGUCUUCUGAACCUCUCGUUCACAAAGAUGCAUCCAUUAACAAGAAUCCGUACCAGAGAGGACAUAUUUUCUUAGGACCUGGUUUAUCAGCAAAACCCAGUGAUUAACUUUGCAACCGGUUGCAGUGUAUAGUUCCCUCGAGCUCUUUUCCCACAGGCACAUUUCCUAGGAUCAAAUGGUGUCACUCGCCAUGUUGUAAACUUUGAUGGGUAGCUAAAGAUAAAUUCAUUAAAUCCAUCCUCAAAUAGCAAUUAUUUUAGAUUCUUGCUCCUUUAUGCUGUCUUAAUUUGUUCCAAAUACAGAUUUUUGAGACCUCAAUGAUUUAUAUAUACAUUCAAUGCAAUAAAUUUAGUAUGUUCUUGAUUGGCAA